Molecule: messenger RNA, 1764 nt
Organism: Purpureocillium takamizusanense
Lineage: Eukaryota; Fungi; Ascomycota; Sordariomycetes; Hypocreales; Ophiocordycipitaceae
Exons: 4
Coding region: 1-1764 (587 amino acids)
Source: RefSeq, a predicted model, not a curated record
AUGUCUGUUCUGAGGAAGCUGAUUCUCUAUGGCCUUACCUUGUCAGGGUGCUCGGCCGUGGCAUCCGCGGCUGAUGGUCGUCCAGAGGUGACAGUCAAGAAUGGCACCUAUACGGGCGUGUACAGUGCAUUCUACCAGCAGGACUUCUUUCUCGGGAUGCCUUAUGCUCUGCCCCCGAAACGCUUCACCGUCGCGGAAGGUCUGCGAACAUCAUGGACAGGUAGUCGCGAUGCCGUUGAUUAUCCCCUCCACUGCGUGGGUUAUGGAGGGGAUGACGUCGGUUAUGCUGUUUCUGAAGAUUGCCUGUAUCUCAACGUCAUUCGUCCUACGGGGGUCCGAGAAACAUCUAGCCUGCCCGUCGCGGUCUGGAUUCACGGUGGCGGACUCUAUAUGGGCGGGAGCGCGGAUAAAAGGUACAACCUGUCCUUCAUUGUCGACCAUAGCGUCAAGAUGGGUGUACCCAUAAUAGGAGUCAGUCUGAACUACAGACUUUCGGCUUUUGGGUUCCUGGCUGGAGGCGAGGCCGCGCAAUCAGGCGCAACCAACUUGGGCUUCCGCGAUCAACGGUUGGCUUUGCAAUGGAUUCGCGAGAAUAUCGGGGCUUUUGGCGGCUCACCGGAAAAAGUGACCGUGUUCGGCGAGAGCUCCGGCGCGGAGAGCGUAUCCGCGCAGGUUCUGGCCUACAACGGUCGCGAUGACGGGCUCUUUCGUGGUGCGAUCGCACAGUCCGGGUUUGGUGGACUUCUCAGAAGGUAUCCCGGCGGCUUCAAUGACACAGAUCUCAUGCAGACUACGUACGAAAAACUCGUGCGCAAUACGUCGUGCGCACCACUAGUCGGCACGGUGAGAUCGUUGGACUGCCUUCGACGGGCCCCCCUUGCUGAGCUCAACUACGCGCUGAACGUGUCGAAGAUAGGGCCUUGGCCACCGGUCUUGGAUGGCGAUUUCUUUCAAGACUUUCCGACUAAUCAGCUAUCGAAUGGAAAGUUCCGACAGGUGCCUGUGCUCAUAGGAUCGAAUACUGAUGAGGGAACCGCCUUUGGGAAUCCCACAGCCGUCUUUGGGCACCCGGUCAACUCGGAUGAGGACCUGCGACGAGGUUUGCAGAAGCGCCUGGUGUCGAAGCAGACGACAGCGGAAAUUAAUGGGCUCGUGGAUGAGCUACUGUUCCUAUAUCCAAAUAUUCAGUCCGUCGGCAUCCCGUCACUAAAGACUUGGCCGCAUGUCAUCCAGCCCAACGACAGCUAUGCAAAGACGCUAGGGACCCAAUACAGACGCAACACUGCCAUAUACGGAGACCUAACCAUUCAUUAUAUGCGGCGCCGCGCUAGUCUGGCUUGGUUCAAACAUGGGCUGCCCAGCUAUGCUUACCGAUUCGACGUCACGGUCAACGGACUGCCGCCAAGCAUUGGUGCUAGUCACUUCCAGGAGGUUGCCUUUGUAUUUCUCAACUUCAACGGCGAUGGGUACGCCGUAAACCCCUUCGGAGGGGACAACAAAGUGUACACGGCCAAGGCCAAGGCGUUGGCAACCACUAUGGCCACCGCCUGGGUGAACUUCUUUCAUCACCUGGACCCGAACGGGGUAACCGGUCUCGCUCUUAAUGAUGCCUCAGCGUGGCCGAAGUACGACACUGGAGCAGGCGGCGGCGUUGGGCAGGAUGUUGUCUGGGAACUGGAGGGCGGCGCCAUCGAGAUUGACGAUUGGCGGGCGGCAGGACUCGAAUGGAUGAUGGAUCACGCGCUCUCGGUGUUUGGCAAUUGA